AAAAAAAACUUGUUCGAUUUUUUUUUAGAUCAGAAAAACUGGUCUCUUCAUUUGUUGUUGUUGUUGUCCAUCAAAAGUUGAGAAAGGCUACUUUUAUCCACAAUUAACGAUCAUGAUGAUGAUGAUGAUGAUGAUGACGAAAGCGAGCAAAAAUUUUCUGGGAAAAACUUCAAUUCGAACGACCGAAAAACAACAACAAACAAACAAUGUCAUUAUUUGCAAAAAUAACAUUUUUACCAUCAUUAAGUUAUAAUCUACUAAGAAAUCGUUGGUCAUCAUGGAAUUGGUAUGAUCGUAUUGAUAAUCGAGUUAUAUUAGGUGCAUUACCAUUUCAUGGUUCAAUUACAAAUCAAUUAUAUUAUCAAGAAAAUGUUCGUUCAGUAAUAUCGAUGAAUGAAAAUUUUGAAUUAUUAUUUGCCGUAACAAAUCAACAAGAAUGGAAAUUAUUAAAUGUUGAUUAUCUUCAAUUGAAUACUGCCGAUAUAUUUCAUGCACCAACAUUAAAACAAUUGAUUGAUGGUGUUGAAUUCAUACUAACCAUGUCUGCUACUAACGAUAAUAAUCGCCAUUCGAAUCCAACAAAUUUAAAAUCCGAAUUUUCCGAACGGAAAUUACGAAAAAUUCUUUACGAUCCUCAACCCUUAUUGGUGAAUUGGCCAAUCAAAAACAAUGGACAAAUUAUCGAUAUAAUCGAUAAUAAUAACAAAAAAAUCACCAACAUUCCUUCAUCCUCGACAUCGACAACCUAUGUACAUUGUAAAGCUGGCCGUACAAGAAGUGCAACAUUAGUUGCUUGUUAUCUUAUGAAACAAUAUAAUCUAACACCAAUGGAAUCUGUUGAAGAAUUACAAAAAUAUCGUCGACAAAUUCUUCUACAUCGAAAACAAUUAAAAGCAUUGGAUCAAUUUUAUCAAUAUCUUUUGGAAAUGAAAAAACAAAUUGGUUUUUGUUAGAGAAUUUUUGGAUGAAAAAGUUAUUA
Molecule: messenger RNA, 979 nt
Organism: Dermatophagoides pteronyssinus (European house dust mite)
Lineage: Eukaryota; Metazoa; Arthropoda; Arachnida; Sarcoptiformes; Pyroglyphidae
Product: phosphatidylglycerophosphatase and protein-tyrosine phosphatase 1-like
Biological process (GO): protein dephosphorylation
Molecular function (GO): phosphoprotein phosphatase activity; phosphatidylinositol-4,5-bisphosphate 5-phosphatase activity; phosphatidylglycerophosphatase activity
Source: RefSeq, a predicted model, not a curated record